Argiope bruennichi is the source of this 2268-nucleotide messenger RNA. Its product is annotated as 2,3-bisphosphoglycerate-independent phosphoglycerate mutase-like. Gene Ontology annotation, cellular component: cytoplasm. Gene Ontology annotation, biological process: glucose catabolic process. The coding region runs from base 144 to 1667 and encodes 507 amino acids. Lineage: Eukaryota; Metazoa; Arthropoda; Arachnida; Araneae; Araneidae. The record is from RefSeq and is a predicted model, not a curated record. The transcript has a single exon. Gene Ontology annotation, molecular function: manganese ion binding.
UUCUCUCCUUCAGUUCAAUUUUCGGAUUUGAUGUGUGACCGGUGAGACGUUCUGUUCCGUGCAGCAAGGUUAUUCAAGGACUUUUAAAUUACUGUUCUGCAUCUAAGUACUUCUUAGAACUUGUCAUUUUUUAAAAUUCCAAGAUGAAUGUCUGCUUAGUUGUUAUCGAUGGUUGGGGUAUUUCUGAUAUUAAGGAAGGAAAUGCCAUUGCAAAUGCAAAUACUCCGGUGAUGGACGAACUUGCAAAAUCUCCGGGCCAAUAUGUCACUUUGGAUGCAUCCGGUUUGUCUGUCGGUUUACCCGAAGGAUUAAUGGGAAACAGUGAAGUAGGCCACAUGAAUAUUGGUUGUGGCCGAGUAAUGUAUCAAGAUAUUGUGAGAAUAAACAUGGAUGUUAAAAACAAGAAGCUCGUCGAAAAUCCAAAUUUUGUGGAAUGCUGUAAUAAUGCUAAGUCCGGCACGGGGCGAUUGCAUUUGCUUGGAUUGGUAAGUGACGGAGGAGUUCAUGCUCAUAUUGAACAUCUUUUCUCACUUCUAGAGUCUGCAAAACAACUUGGAGUACCUAACACAUUUAUUCAUUUCUUUGGAGAUGGACGUGACACAAGUCCUACUAGUGGCGUUAAAUAUGUCCAACAAGUUUUGGAUAAAGUAAAGAGCUUAGGAUAUGGCACCUUAUCCACCAUCUGUGGUCGAUAUUAUGCUAUGGAUCGAGAUAAUAGGCAUGAGAGAAUUAAGCUUGCUUUUGAAGGACUAGUUCAAGGGAUUGGCGAGGCGACUACACCAGAUCAAGUCGUUUCUCUUAUCCAGAAGCGUUAUGAAGACCCAACUGAUGCACAAACUGAUGAAUUUUUAAAACCAAUAAUUGUUGAUAAAAACGGUCUGAUUCAGGAUAACGAUACCUUGGUUUUUAUCAAUUACCGAGCUGACAGAGUUCGACAGAUUUCUGAAGCUUUUGGCAUUCAAAGGCAGUUUGAAACUGCCAAAGUCCCUAAAAACCUGAAGAUAUGUACCAUGACCCAGUAUAAGAAAGAAUUUCCAUUCAGUAUUUUAUAUCCUCCAGUGGUACCUGUGAAUGUCUUAUCAGAGUGGAUUUCCAAGAAAGGUUUACCUCAGUUCCACUGCGCUGAGACUGAGAAGUAUGCCCAUGUUACCUUCUUCUUCAAUGGAGGACAGGAAAAAGCUUUUGAUAAAGAAGACAGAUUGAUGGUUCCAUCUCCUAAAGUUCCAACAUAUGAUUUGAAACCUGAAAUGAGUGCUAUUGGUGUUGCAGAAGAAAUGGUAAAGGUUAUUAAUGAAAAGAAAUACCCAUUUGCAAUGUGUAACUUUGCCCCACCUGACAUGGUUGGCCAUACUGGUAAAUAUGAGCCUGCAAUAAAAGGAGUUGAAACAACUGACAAGGCUAUAGGAAUGUUAGUUGAAGCUUGCAAGAAGAAUGACUAUGUCCUGUUAGUUACUGCUGAUCACGGUAAUGCAGAAAAAAUGAUUGGAGAAGGUGGUGGUCCUCACACAGCUCACACUACAAAUCGUGUACCAUUCUGCAUGACGGGUCCAAAGAAAUUCAAGGAAAUCAAGCAUAAUGCUGCUCUCUGUGAUGUUGCUCCUACAGUUUUAGGUUUAAUGGGCCUUGAUCAACCUUCAGAAAUGUCGGGCCAGAAUCUUCUAGCUUAAUUUGUCCAAUUAUAUUUAAUGUUUGCUGUACUUUAUAUAUUUAUUUGAGUUUUAUAUAAAUAUAUAUAUCCUUUAAUCUAGUUUGGAAGGAUGUUGCUUAAAUAUUGAAACUAUGCACAAAACUCCUUCAUGAAGAAUUCUCAUUUAAAAAUUUUUCCAUCUAAACCAUUAAAUAUCCAGAAUAUUUGUUAUGUUGUGUUUAUAAAAAUAUUUAUGAAAAAAAAAUAUUGGAAAUUGUUUACCAUUUUUGAGUUUUUGUAGGAUUGUUGUUAGUAUUAUAGUAUGUUAGUUAUUAGCAGUUCAUGUAAAAAAUGUUGAAUAUUAGAAAUGAUUAUGUUCAAACUUGAUGAAAAGAAGUUAUAUAUUUCAAUGGAGAAAUCAUUUUUGUGUAAUAUUCCAGUUCACAUCUAAAUGUACAUCUGUAAAUAUUACAUAUCUAUUAUAAAAAGAAAUAUUAUUGUUUAGAUAAAAUUCUAUUUGUAGCAAUAUAGUUUAGUUGUUAUAUUAUUUUGUGGAAUUAUUACUAUUAUCAAAAAGAAGUUUUGUAUUUUAUGAAAUUACAGUUUUGGUAUAUGAAAGCUUUUUGUAAAAUUCUAAUUGA